Petromyzon marinus (sea lamprey) is the source of this 1857-nucleotide messenger RNA. It is a transcript of the gene WNT10A, whose product is annotated as Wnt family member 10A. Gene Ontology annotation, cellular component: extracellular region. The record is from RefSeq and is a predicted model, not a curated record. Gene Ontology annotation, biological process: canonical Wnt signaling pathway; multicellular organism development; neuron differentiation. Lineage: Eukaryota; Metazoa; Chordata; Hyperoartia; Petromyzontiformes; Petromyzontidae. Gene Ontology annotation, molecular function: cytokine activity; frizzled binding.
GUGGGGGCAAGGGGGAACGCGGCUCGUUUGGGCCCCUCUCGCGAGGUUGGAGGGGGGGGGCUCAGCGGGAAGGGGGCAGCGCUUCCUCCCGCUUCGCCCUGCGGGAGGGAUGGCGGUGACCCGGGUGCCGUGUCUGGUGCUCGCGAUGGCCAUGGCGCUCGCCGCGCGAGGGGCGCUCACAAACGACAUCCUCGGACUCAAGCUGCCCCCGGAGCCCGUGCUGAACGCCAACACCGUGUGCCUGACCCUCGCGGGACUGAGCCGGCGGCAGCUGGAGCUGUGCAUGCGCAGUCCCGACGUGGCCGCGUCCGCCGUGCAGGGAGUGCAGAUCGCCAUCCACGAGUGCCAGCACCAGAUGCGCAACCACCGCUGGAACUGCUCCUCGCUCGAGACCAAGAACAAGUUGCCUUACGGCAACACCAUGCUCACGCGAGGCUACAGGGAGACGGCGUUCGCGUACGCGCUGGCGGCGGCGGGCGUGAUGCACGCCGUGGCGAGCGCCUGCAGCCUGGGCAAGCUCAAGACGUGCGGCUGCGACGAGAAGCUCAAGGGCGACGAGGAGGCGUUCCGCGUCAAACUGAUCAAGCUGAAGAUGCAGAUGCUCAGCCAGGGGAAGGCGGCCGCCAACGGCGUUCUGCCGCACGUGCCGGCCGACGCGCCUGGCUCGCCCGACACCUGGGAGUGGGGCGGCUGCAGCCACGACCUCGAGUUCGGGGAGAAGUUCUCGCGCGACUUUCUGGACUCGCGCGAGACGUCCCGCGACAUCCACGCACGCACCCGCCUGCACAACAACCGCGUCGGACGGCGGGUCGUCCUGGAGCACAAGAGGCGCAAGUGCAAGUGCCACGGCACCUCCGGGAGCUGCCAGCUCAAGACAUGCUGGCAAGUGAGCCCCGACUUCCGCACGGUGGGCGACACGCUGCGCGACCGCUUUCACCUCGCCGCGUUCCUGGCCCCGCACAACCGGCACGGCGUGCCGGCGCUGGCUCUGGUGUCCGGCGGAGGCCACCACCACCACCACCACCAGGGCUCCUCCUCGGCCCAGGUCACCGGCCGCCGCUACCGGCCCCCCGACGAUGGGGAGCUGCUGUACUUUGAGCGCUCGCCCACGUUCUGCGAACGCGGCGCGGGCAGCGAGUGGCCCGGCACCCAGGGCAGGGUGUGCAACCGGACGAGCUCGGGCGCGGACGGCUGCGAGAGCAUGUGCUGCGGGCGCGGCCACAACCAGAUCAGCGAGAGCCGCAUGGAGCGCUGCAACUGCAAGUUCCACUGGUGCUGCUACGUGGUGUGCGAGGAGUGCCACAGCAGCGCGUGGGUCAACGUGUGCAAGUGACGCGGCGGCGGCGGCGGCGGCGGCGGCGAUGCCCCUGACCGGCCGUGAGGACGGACUCCGCUUGCCAGUCGCUGUCGUUGUUGUCGUUGUCCCCGUCGCGAGCAGCGAUGGUGGGGAAGCGCCGAUGGAUGAAGCCAGAGAGGGCUUCGUGAAGGACUGGCGCCUAAAGACUCGUGGUGUGUGUGUGUUUAGUGGUGUGCACGUGCGUGUUCGUAUGUACGUAUGUGCAUGCGUGUAUAGCAUUUAACCUGUGGUCAGAAGAUCACACGUUGAAAUCCCAGCCAUUGUCUCCCCAGAAUCAAUAAUCCGAACACCAGUUAAAUAUCAGUCAACAAUGGUUCUCCUAUAUAGAGACUAACCCCCGCCAUAGCAAUGUGUUAUUUCCACCGCCGAUGGUGAUGGCAAGAGAGAGAGGACACACAAAGAUAAAGAUUCCCUGUAUAGCCUUUAACAGACUGUUGGGCAAGAACUGGUAGCGAGCACCUUUCACGGCCGGCACGGCACGCGAGGGGGUGCGUGGGCAG